This is a messenger RNA of Zingiber officinale, 2871 nucleotides long. RefSeq lists its product as uncharacterized. The transcript is spliced from 5 exons. Bases 564 to 2729 code for a protein of 721 amino acids. Gene Ontology annotation, molecular function: DNA binding. NCBI's taxonomy places the organism in Eukaryota, Viridiplantae, Streptophyta, Magnoliopsida, Zingiberales, Zingiberaceae. The record is from RefSeq and is a predicted model, not a curated record.
AAUUCGGAGGCUUUAAAAGGAAAUAUUUCCCCCUUAAAGUUCUCCCAGAGAAUUUAAUGCUCCUUCCCCGAAUCCCUCUCGUUGUGUCGGUGGACCCUUCCGCUUCUACUUGCCGCUGCGGCGCUGCACCGAGCACCGUCGGCACCGAGAAGCCGGCUUCUGGAACCCAGCCACAACUGGCUACAAAUCGGCCGCCUUCGGCAAUUCCUUUACCGAGUCCAAGCCGAACCAAGAACCCUACCGACGAAAAGGGGCAACCUCCUGCGGUUCCUUUCCCCUGUCCCAGCCUCGCAGGACGAACCGAGGUCAAAGCGUGCUUCCUCAGGGCCUCGCAACUCUUCUUCCGCCGCUUCUGAUCCCGAGACAAAGCCCAAUCGCCCUUGGCACCCUAUCCUUGGUGCUCUGGUUCUUAUUCCACGGCGUUGCCUUGAAAACGAGGGGAUUCUGUAAGAAGCAGAGUGGAUCAACCGAGCUCUGAUACCAUGUAAGAAUCUAGGAACCAAUAUCUGCUAUCUUAAAGUUCUCUCAUUUUUUUUAGGUUUACUGUUACAAUCUGCGAAAAGAUGGUUAAGAAGAAACCCGUCUGCGAGGAAGGUGACAAUGAGUGCUCCAAUAAAAAAAAGUCUUCUUGCUCUUCUGUUCCUCAUUUCCCUUGCUAUCCUCGUCCAGUUCACCCUUCUUUCUUCAAGAUCAUGAUUGGGGAUUUCCAAGAGUUAUUGUUCAUACCCCCAGACUUUACCCAUGUUAUGGUUGAUUUAGUCGAUAAGAAUGUGUAUCUAAAAACUUCUCUCGGAAGUUGUUUUAAAGUUAAACUCUCAGUUGCUGCUAAAUCCUUGGCAUUUAAAGAUGGCUGGCCUGAUUUUGUAUUGGAUCACUCUAUUGCUGCUGGGGAUGUUUUGGUGUUCACAUAUGUCGGCGAAUCCUUGUUUGCUGUUGACAUUUUUGGCAUUAAUACUUGUGAAAAGGUUUACUUUGGUAAAACAGAUGGAAAUAUUCUCAACAAAAAGAAGAAAGAGAAAACUAGCACAUCUCUUCGGAGGCCACAGCUUGUCAAGCGUCAGAAAUCUUUUGAAGCACCUAGUUUUAAGAAAGAUUCACUAGAGAAGACUGAUCUGCCGAGUACUAACAAAAAUGUUUCUGAAUCUCUUGGUGGAACAGAGGUUCACUUUGGCAAAGUUGCUGACAAUCUCUGCUCCAGAAAGAAUCGAAGGAAGGUCGAUUCCUCUCUUGAAAGGCCGCUUAAGAAACCACAUUUUCUUGAAGCUUCAAAUGCUAAGAAAAGAUCAGAGCAGAUAAAUGAUCCUACAAUUUCUGCCAAUCGUUCUGCUGAGUGUCUGGUGCAGAAUAAAAAUGAGUCUGGAAACUCUGCCCAAGAUAUUGAAAUGAUGGAUGAUCCUGAUUAUGGUUGUGUAGCUAAAAACCCAGAUACAGUUGAAAAGAAACCUAAAUUUCCUCCCCCUCGUAGCUGUGGUUCUGGAAGUCCUCGAGAUAUUGAUGUAAUUCAAAUAAACAAACCAUCAGCCAACAUGAUCCGCGGAGAAGUUCCAAUAGAAGAUGAAGUAAGAGGACAUUCUUUUGUAGAUGAAACAAAUAAAAAACAGAUUUCUAGCUGCUGGGAUGUCAUCCUUGUUACUCCUGAGGUAGAUGUUUUGCGUCCAUCUGACAUAAAUGAGAUAUGUUAUCUAGGAGAAAAUGAAUACGACUAUCUUCAUGAACCCAAUGUGAUGAAUGCAAUUGCAUCUGACAAGAUUGAUGGCAUAUUUCUUCUCACAGAGGAUGGUGUAUGCCACAUUGUAGAGGAUGAUAUAGAAAAUGGACAAUGCAAAACUAACAUAAUCGAGAAAUAUCAUGUAGUAGAAAAUGGGAAUGGUAUAGCAGGGAUAAAUACAAUUGCAGCUGAAGAGGUUGUCUGCAAAUUUCUUAUUACAAAGGAUGGAAUAUGCCAUAUUGUAAGUGAAGAUACAACACAUGGUCGAGGUGCUGCCACAAAUGCCAAUGUAACUGGUAAUAGCAUGGGAUGCAUUGACACUGUUAACAUACCUAGAGAUGCCUCAUCUACCCAUGAAAGUUCUCCAGCAGUUAAUUCCCUUGCACCUGUAAUUCAACAUAUUAAUGAUCAAACGGCUAACAGAAUAGUUGUGCACACAAAGAGGAGUAGAACUGGCUGUUCAGACACAAAACCACUUACUUCGUUGUUAGAUAGUUUUGGAGGCAACCAUCAGGAUAUGCCUUAUAUGACUACUGAAGCAAAUCGGUCGGAUAAUAACCUUCAGGAUAUACCUGAUAGGACUGUGACAGCUAAUCAAUCUGGAAAGGCAUCUGAUAUUCUGCUAGAAGUGAAUGGGGAAGAGGAUGAAUCUUGCCUAAGAAGCCAUGAUCCUAAAUCUGCAGAGGUGAAACCUACAGGCUUGGAUGGUGUUUUUUCAUUAAGUGCUCCGUGUUUCAGCUUAACUCUAUCGUCCAACUACCAGUUCUACAUUGAGCUUCCUCACAGGCUGCCAUUCCCAAAAGGCAGAAAAAGAUCUGAAACUAAAAUUGUAAUUCUUCGUGAUCCAUGCCUCAGACUAUGGCCUAUUAUGUACCACGAGACUGACCAAUUUACCGGUUUUGUGGCCGGAUGGACUGAUUUUGUCAAAGCUAACAACCUACAGCAGGGACACCAUUGCAAUGUUUUUUCGGUAGGCAACAAGUACGAGCUUCUAUAUCAUGUGCAGAUAGCACAACAAUGACUAUUCGGAACCCACUCGGAAUUCAUCUUCAUCCCCCUGGUUGCUUAAACUCACAUGAUGUGGAGGUGUUUUGAGACAAAACUGAUUUUCCUUGAUUGUAGAUUAUAAAGUGAGAAUUGAUACAAAGACAAGGUUUUACUAA